UCAUCGCCUAGUACAUUACUAAUCGUUUUUUGUAACAUAGAAACUGUCUGCCUGUGUGCGUUUACUUCCCGCUGUUUAAUGGAUAACAUAUAUGUAUUAUUGAGGAUUAUUUCACGUGCGUUUGUGUUUCUUAUAUUGUCGCCAUAUCGUGGAAAAUAAAAAUGAUCAAAUAAGAUCAAAAGUAGUAGAAAACUGGGAUUUAGUGAUGCGAAAGGGUGAAAAUGGCGAGUGAUUUAUUUUGGAUUAAACUUCCUUGUUUGACAUGUAUAAUACUAGUCUGGACAAUUCUGCCUUCUUCAAUGACAAUUUCUAGUGAUAGACGAGCUUAUAAUAUAGGAAUUUUGCAGCCAUCCUUAUUUGAUUUGAUGGAUGUUGUUUUUGAAAAGGUAGAGAAUUCAUCGGGUCAAACCCUUAACCGAAUACAAGUGUUAGAUAAUGUCAGGGAAAACUAUCGUGGAUACAGAAAAGUGUUUUCUGCAACCAAGAGUCUAGAUACUGUAUUGGGUCCUUACAAGAAAGCGUAUGCUAUAGCAACCGAAAAAUCUAAAAUUCCAUUCCUCGUAACAUCGAUAACUCCAGCACAACAACGCGAGACGCCAUUUUUAAUUCAACUUUUUCCUGAUGCCACCGUGUUCGCUGAUGCGGUUCUAGAUAUUGUUAAUUACUAUCAGUACACCUCUAUAGCUGUUAUCUAUGACUCCAUAGAAGGCGCCGUCGUCUUAGAAAAACUUCUAAUGCAACCAUCAAAAGAAGUAACAUCCAUUAAAAUUAAUGAUUCAGUUACAAGCCAAGUGAAACAAGAACUAAAGGCAAUCAGAGACAAUAGAUUUACCAAUUUUAUUAUCAUAUGUAAAAACAGGACCAUUGCUGACCUGGUUCUAACCGAGGGACUACGAUUGAGUAUGUUUUCCCGUCCAUAUACCUGGUUGCUUGUGAACAUGGGCUUGGAAGAAUACGACCUUGAGAAAUAUGUUGAUUCAAGGGUCAACAUGACUAUUGUUGCCAUUACUGCUGACCCAGGAUCUCCAUCUUGUAUUCUUGGUGAAGAUAUAAGUUUAAAACGUGCUGUAUUAUCAGAUGCCCUACAGGUUUAUGUUAACCUACAACGAAAUUUGAACGUUUCAAUGAGAAGUGCAGUGGGAAAUCUUGACCUUCAAGGAUGUACGGGUCAUCUGAAUUUUACAGAAUUUGGUAAGAGAUCAGAAUUUUCGUUACGACUGUUGGAAUUACGUAAUUACAGAUCUGGAAAGGCUGGUUCCUGGACAAGCGUUGAAGACAGUUUCAAGAGACGAGUAAAGCCCUCUCAGUCUUAUAGUAUUUCUAGAGGUAUGGUUAGUGGCAAUGUAUUUGACAGGCCAAUCAGAAUAACAACUAAAAUAGAACCACCCUUUGUACAAUAUAAAAACGAAUCUAACUACCAAUCCGGUGACGCAUCGGUCCACCCGUUUGAAGGAUUAUUAAUAGAUAUAUUAGAGCAAUUAGCAAAGGUUUUAGAUUUCCGUUACAACAUUACGCUUGUUCCGGAUGGAAAGUUCGGUAGUUUGAAACCGCCACCCCGCGGCUGGACUGGUAUGGUCCGCGUCUUAAAAGACGACAAAGCCGAUGUAGCAUUAGCACCAUUCCAGAUAACACCUGGUAGAUCUGCUGUUGUUGAUUUUACCAAGCCUUUCAUGACUAAAGGCACCACGGUGAUGGUCCGAAGACCAGAAUUUAAAGUUGGUCACUUCCAGUUCCUUCGACCUCUUUCCAAAUAUGUGUGGAUAGCUAUAUUUGUGGCGUUUGUGAUAGUUAGUUUAGUGUUGUUCGGAGUGAGUCGUGUUAACACAGAUAGACAAGCAAAAUACACGCAUAAUUUAAGAGCCAGUUUCUGGUAUAUAUGGGGAACUCUUUUACGCGGAAGCUUAUGCGGAGCCCCAAAAGCUAUUUCAAGCCGCACAAUAAGUAGUACGUGGUGGUUUUUCUCUUUAAUUAUAAUAUCUAUAUAUACGGCAAACUUAGCCGCCUUUUUGACAAUAACAAUUUCAUCUAUAGGGAUUAAUUCAGCUGCGGAUUUAGCACAGCAAGACAUUUUACAAUAUGGCACCGUAGAUGGUAGUCAGAUCGAGUACUUCUUUAAUCAUACAAAAAUGGACCAUUUUCAAAAAAUGAAAGCCAUGAUGUCUGUCCAGCCCGGCUGGAUGGUACGGACUGUCAAAAUUGGGUUUGAAAGGGUUAUGCAAGGAGGAUAUGCAUUCAUAUGGGACUCACCAACUAUCAGACAUUUGGUGGCUUCCGAUUGCAGUUUGAUGGAGAUAGGAACACCGUUUGAUUUAAAAGGUUACGGUUUAGCAGUCAGAAAGAAUGCACCUUAUCUUGAGAAGAUAUCUCUGGCAAUUCUGAAGCUUAUUGAUGAAGGGGUGGUAUACCGUUUAGAGGGAAAAUGGUGGCGUCGACAGUAUUGUCCAGAUCCACGACAAAAAGCCAAAACAGAAUCACUUGACUUUGAAAAUGUAGCAGGGAUGUUUAUUAUUUUAGCAGCAGGAAUUAUUUUAGCACUGGUAGUAUGUGCUGUAGAAUACAUCGUUGGUAAACUUCGAGCAAAAGUAAACCCGAGUAAGAAACGAGAGCCGCCAGCCAACAACACCCACAAUAGAAAUAGUGACUUAAAUGAGGCCAAUACACCAGAUAUGUUGGGCGAUAUACAAGUGUAUUCAAAUCAUAUUACGUAUGCGCAGGAAAAUCACGAUGCUUAUAAAAGAUACUCAGAGUAUGAAUCUAGACUUUGAUUAUAAAAUAUCCUGAUGAAAUAUUUGUGAUAAUAAAUGUAAAAUAAUAUUUGAUAAUGUCAGAAGAUGAAAUCAUUGUCAGGUUAUAUCCCAUGUGUGUUUAAUAUGACAACAUCAAGUUAAUAACAACUCUCCGGUGCUGAUAUAUUUCGGUGUUUUGUGGCAAUAACAACUGUGUUGAUACGUGUGUGAAAACACAUGCCUAUUACUUAUCGACAAUUAUCUACUGAUAACAUGUGACAUAAUGGGUCAGGAAAAUUAGAUGAUACCAUAUAUCUUAAUGGUUUGGGUAAAUCAAUUGAUACCAUAUCACAUAAUAGUUUGGGAAAAUCAGUUGAUACAAUAUCACAUAAUAGUCUGGGAAAAUCAGUUGAUACAAUAUCACAUAGUGGUUUGGGAAAAUCAGUUGAUACAAUAUCACAUAGUGGUUUGGGAAAAUCAGUUGAUACCAUAUCACAUAAUGUUGGUAUCAUAUCUUUUUAUAACAAAUGUUUGAACAAGUAACAUAAUAUUGACAGCAUAAUAAAUGUUUGAACAAAUAACACACUGUUGAUAUCAUGUCGUGUCAUAACAAAUGUUUGAACAAAUAACAUAAUGCUAAUAUCAUAUUAUGUCAUAGCAAAUGCCUGGAUACUAACUAAUUGCCAUAACAGAGAUCAUAACAUUGGUUGUGAUUAACAAAUACCUGAUAUUAACAUUCUGCUGACAAAAGUUGUUUCAUGUGAUUAACAAAUACUUGAUAUUAACAAUCUGCUGACAAAAGUAUGACCAUUAUAUAUGUCUUAGCAAAUAUUUCCUGAUGAUAUAGAUUAUUAUUUAAAUGGAUCAUAUUUCUCAGAAUGUUUAAAAGCAAAAGAUCAUUUUUUGUGUUAAUUGAGAGUCGGUUUCGAAUUUUAUUCAUCACAUGAGUAUUACGAAUGUUUUCUUUUAUUGCGGCGCAUAACAUUUUGAAAUGUAGAAAUGUUGUAAUAUAGUUUGGAGCAUUAUUUUGAAAUAUUUGUUCUGCUUGUUAUUAUACUUUCAAAUCGAAUUUGCCUAUCAAUGAAGGCGUAUAAUAUGUAGUGUAUAUACAGUCAUCAAAAUCAUCCUGCAUGACUAAAAUAUUUUCAUUGCUUAAUACAUAAAAUACCUAGAGAACAAACGUAUUGUAAUAUAUCUGUGGAACAUACCAUGAUCAUCACAUAAUAUUUUCAUGUUUCUAUUUUCAAAGACUGCAAUGCAAUCAUGUAAAACUGCUGAGGGUGUAAGUAACCAAAUACAGUUUCAUUGUUGUAUUAUAAUUAUUUUUCAAAACAUAUUUUGUUCA
Patella vulgata (common limpet) is the source of this 4071-nucleotide messenger RNA. Its product is annotated as glutamate receptor ionotropic, kainate 2. The record is from RefSeq and is a predicted model, not a curated record. Gene Ontology annotation, biological process: modulation of chemical synaptic transmission; synaptic transmission, glutamatergic; monoatomic ion transport. The transcript is spliced from 12 exons. NCBI's taxonomy places the organism in Eukaryota, Metazoa, Mollusca, Gastropoda, Patellidae. Gene Ontology annotation, cellular component: plasma membrane; postsynaptic membrane. Gene Ontology annotation, molecular function: transmitter-gated monoatomic ion channel activity involved in regulation of postsynaptic membrane potential; glutamate-gated receptor activity. Bases 222 to 2765 code for a protein of 847 amino acids.